This is a messenger RNA of Ananas comosus (pineapple), 1862 nucleotides long. RefSeq names its product cationic amino acid transporter 6, chloroplastic-like. Gene Ontology annotation, molecular function: amino acid transmembrane transporter activity. The transcript is spliced from 6 exons. The record is from RefSeq and is a predicted model, not a curated record. Gene Ontology annotation, biological process: amino acid transport; transmembrane transport. Gene Ontology annotation, cellular component: plasma membrane. Lineage: Eukaryota; Viridiplantae; Streptophyta; Magnoliopsida; Poales; Bromeliaceae. Bases 1 to 1779 code for a protein of 592 amino acids.
AUGCCUAACUAUGGUCAGAGUAGUACUCACUCCCCCCAAAUAAGCAUGGCCUCCUCUCCAUCUCCACUCCACAGCUUCUCCUUCACCAGCAUCCUCCACGCCCUCUCUCAAACCCCGCACAGGCUCCGGAGGCGGCUGCUUGCCACGUGGACUCCGGAGCAGGAGCUAAACCGAGUGAGGGAGAGAUCAGGAGCAAGCAUGAAGAGAAAGCUAGAGUGGUACGAUCUUGUGGCCCUUGGAGUAGGAGGAAUGCUCGGCGCCGGAGUCUUCGUCACCACCGGCGACGUAGCCCGCGACAUAUCCGGCCCCGCCGUCUUCGUCUCCUACUUUGUCGCUGGAGUUUCGGCCCUCCUUUCUUCCCUGUGUUACACCGAGUUCUCGGUGCAUAUUCCGGUUGCCGGCGGUGCCUUCAGCUAUCUAAGAGUAACAUUUGGUGAGUUUGUGGGCUAUUUUGGAGGAGCCAACUUAGUAAUGGAGUACGUGCUCUCGAAUGCGGCGGUGGCGAGAAGCUUUACGGAGUACUUGGCGGGCGCUUUCGGUUCGAAUAAGCCGAACUCGUGGAGGAUCGAAGUUGAUGGGCUCGCCAAAGGCUAUAAUGCAUUAGAUUUACCUGCUGUGUUUCUUAUUCUUCUCCUCACCUUAUGUUUGUGCCAUAGUACAAAAGAGAGUUCCCUACUGAACCUAGUGAUGACAGUGUUCCAUCUACUCUUCUUUGGGUUUAUCAUUGUUGCUGGUUUCUGGAAUGGGAGUCCCAAGAACUUGAAAGAGCCCCAUGGAUUGGCUCCCUUUGGUGUUAGAGGUGUUCUCGACGGAGCAGCUAUUGUAUACUUCAGCUACAUUGGCUAUGAUUCUGUGUCAACCAUGGCUGAAGAGAUCAGGAACCCCACUAAGUCCCUUCCGAUUGGAAUUGCAGGCUCAGUUCUCAUUGUCUCUGUCCUCUAUUCUCUCAUGGCCUUGGCUUUAUGCUCCAUGAUUCCCUACAAUGAGAUAUCGGAGAACGCACCGUUCUCUUCAGCAUUCGAGAAGAAAGUAGGAUGGAAGUGGGCGAGCAACGUGGUCGGCGCUGGGGCGAGCAUGGGCAUCGUGGCGUCACUCCUGGUGGCCAUGUUAGGCCAAGCUAGGUAUCUCUGCGUCAUCGCGCGGGCUCGGCUCAUGCCUUCAUGCUUAGCUAAGGUUCAUCCUUCCACUGGAACCCCAACAAACGCAACCAUCUUCUUAGGAUUGUGCACAGCAGCUGUAGCUCUCUUCACAGACCUUGAGAUAGUGCUCGAGAUGAUAUCAAUAGGAACACUGUUAGUGUUCUACCUCGUGGCCAAUGCACUCAUCUAUCAUCGCUACGUGAAUCUCGGAGCGAACCGGCCUCUCCCCGUUCUCCUCUUCCUACUGCUCCUCACCUCAACCUCACUAGGCUUCUCCUUGACAUGGAAAAUUAAUGGAAAACAAUGGUGGGUCUUGGCCUUAUUUGGAGGAACUUCUAUAUUAAUCACUAUACUCUUUCACUGUGCAGUUCCUUGUUACCGCCACCCAUCGUCGGAGUGGUCGGUCCCAUUAAUGCCGUGGCCUGCCACAGCUUCGGUCUUCCUCAAUGUGUUCCUCAUUACUAGUCUCAAGAAGAAAUCUUUCCUAAGGUUUGGCUUGUGGAGUGCAGUGAUUAUUUUGUUUUAUGUCUUGUAUGGAGUGCACUCCACAUAUUAUGCAGAAGAGGUGGAGAUGGGUAAUGAAAUUGGUGGUGGAAUUCCAACUACCACUUCCCAGGAGCAGCCAAAGAUAGAUGUAUAGUUGCUUUAGUUCAUCAUCUUAACAAGUACUAUAACAUUCUCUUUGAUAAUGGCAAAAGAGAAGUUGGUUACUCUCAAGUAGCA